Molecule: messenger RNA, 969 nt
Organism: Beauveria bassiana ARSEF 2860
Lineage: Eukaryota; Fungi; Ascomycota; Sordariomycetes; Hypocreales; Cordycipitaceae
Exons: 4
Coding region: 1-969 (322 amino acids)
Source: RefSeq, a predicted model, not a curated record
AUGAGUAGCGGCUUUCUCACCCGCACCAACUCAUACAAUACUACGUCGUUUAGGUGUGUCUGGUGCUGGAUGGGCAUGCGCAGCAGCUUUCUGCCAUCAGCUUCUGGCACAUGCAUCGAACGCUGGCUACCAGGGUACGGUGCCGGACCGGCAUCAGCGGCGCCUUCUGCCGCGCAAAAUGCGAACGCCGACUACUCAAUUCGACCGUGGGCCUGGGCAGUGGCUUCCCGCCCCAUUGACGCCUGGCUCAAAGCUGCCCAUGGAACGCAGCCACUCGCCUCGCGUGUCCAGAUCUUCAUUGACUCGUCCUUUGCACAAAACUUUCUACUGGUCCUCAGCAUGUUCACACUGGCAGAUGAGCCGAAGCCGCUGUCGCCACGGAGAAGGCAAGCUCCCGUGGCUGUGAUGCACGAAGCGAGUACUCCGGCAGGCAAACACGACACGAAGCGAACCGUCUCGCCAAGGACGCUGCAAAACGCCGAGCGAGGGGCGCCAGGCGGCCACAACCCCCACAAGGUCCGAAAUGCCUACAACGUGCACAUCGCCUACAAGUCAGGGGCGGUAACGGAUCCUCGGCAACGCGGCGAAUCUGACCUGCGUCAUGUCGCUACUGCCGCAGUAGUCGGCCAGACCUGUUGGAAUCAGUAUGGGCUUGGUGAGCGCUGCCAGCCUCCAAAGUCCAGCUCUGCUUUUCGCACACGCGCAAGCCGACAGGUGUCAAGGCCAUCUUCGUAUGGUGCUCCGUGGGAGCUCAUAAAGCCACGAGUCCGUACGAGCACACCGAUUCCUUAUGUAAUCGGCUUCCUCCAAGAGCGUGUAUCUAUUCAACAACUCGGUACAAAUCUCUCCUACGUCACCCAGCAUUUCUUCCAUGACAGUAUGAUUAUGUUGGAUGAAACCGUCGGACUAUCAAUGUACCCUCUUCUCUUCCCAUCAAAACGAAGGCAUAAGCCUCCUCCUGAAAAUUAA